Messenger RNA from Cokeromyces recurvatus, 555 nucleotides. Its product is annotated as peroxisomal membrane anchor protein conserved region-domain-containing protein. Gene Ontology annotation, molecular function: signaling receptor binding. Gene Ontology annotation, cellular component: peroxisomal membrane; peroxisomal importomer complex. Gene Ontology annotation, biological process: protein import into peroxisome matrix, docking. The record is from RefSeq and is a predicted model, not a curated record. The coding region runs from base 1 to 555 and encodes 184 amino acids. NCBI's taxonomy places the organism in Eukaryota, Fungi, Mucoromycota, Mucoromycetes, Mucorales, Mucoraceae. The transcript is spliced from 2 exons.
AUGUCCAAUUCAUCGUCAUCUUCUACUACAAAUAACCCUCCAACUAGUCAGACAACACAGGAUAAUUCCUCCGAUGCUCAAACAACUAUUUCAUCAUCUCUAGAUUCCACAAAAUCACCAACUAAUAAUAGUAUUCCUACACCUACAGCAACUACUCUCCCAUCUGAUGGACUAAGAGAAGACUUGAUUAAACAGGCCGUCUCUUUUCUUUCUUCAGCUAAUGUACGAUCAGCCGAUAAAGAGAAAAAGAUGGCCUUUUUACAAAAAAAGGGUUUGAAUCAAGCCGAGAUUGAUGAAGCAUUUAAAAGAGUAGGUGAUCAGUCUAUUGCUAAUAUAUCUACUAUAAAUACUAUUGCACCAGCCAUUCCGUUGAGAAAUUAUACACCAUCGCUUAUUCCUACUACUCAAAUUUUAUAUUAUCCUCAACCACCACAACCUUCACUACCCGCUGAAAAAGUAUUUGCAUUGUCAGUUAUUUUAGGUAUGGGCGCUGUAGGGUUAACAGCAAGUAUGAUAGGCCUUUUAAAGGUAAACUUUAGUAUACACAUACACUAA